This is a messenger RNA of Hydatigera taeniaeformis, 1254 nucleotides long. Lineage: Eukaryota; Metazoa; Platyhelminthes; Cestoda; Cyclophyllidea; Taeniidae. The record is from the annotation of a GenBank genome assembly.
AUGGCAACCACAGCUAAGGACACAUUGACUGUACCCGCUGUGAUAAGCCCAAACAGGUGUUCCACCCUCUCCUCCGCCCCCUCGAUCCGAUCACAGACAGGAUUGGCAAAAAUGGAUCCGGAACUUCGGUGUCCCACAUGCUCUCGCUACUUCCUCAGUCCGAUUCUUCUACCCUGUGGACAUUCCUUGUGCACCUCAUGUGCUGUCAAUGCCUUACGUCCCGUCUCCGAUGCAACAGUCUCUGCUGCUGUUCAGGCUGUCAUCUCUGCCAAUGAGGCGUCAACUGCCUCUCAGAAACGUCCUUCUACCACCUUUGAGGCAAUAAUUCAUAACGAUCCCAACCUGGAGGGCAGUAGUUCCACCGUCAGCGGCGCUAGUCACGGAGGCACGGACUCAGAUCAACAAAGCAUUGUCAGCGAGGCCGAUUCGGGUGUUGUGAUGGCGAGUAGAGUGGGACUUUACGCUGGUCGAUUGCCAACAAUCAUUUGUCCCAAUUUACUUGGAUUUGUUCAAAUCACUCAUCCUUCAACUGUAUCCCAACAGGUCAUUCAAAGCUUAACAAACGGUCUUGCUUGUCCUCUGUGUCAUCGAAUAGUUGCCCUUAUGGAUGAGAAGGGAAUCAACCACUUACCUCGUAAUCGUGCUCUUGAACGAGUACUGGCUAAAUUGGUGGGAGAAGAAGCUGUGACUAGUGUCCUCCAAUUAGACAAUCCUGCAAGACAGGGCAUUCCAAUUUGUCAACUUUGUGACGAACCCGAUCCACUCAACAUGGAUCCACUGUCUAUUGGAGGUGCACGACUUAGUGAAAGUGGAUCUCAGGGUGGAAGUCCAGCCACAGUUUGGUGUGAACAAUGCAGCAUCUUCUACUGUGAGGAGUGUCGUGAACGGUGUCAUCCCAAACGCGGUCCUCUCCUCAAGCACGCUCUACAUCCAGCUGCUGCUGGAGCUGAAAUUGUUCGACAAAAACGCCAAAAUCAACCUCCCAUCUGUCCGGAGCAUCCACAUGAGCCUGCAAGUCUAUUUUGCAUUGCAUGUAGAGUGGCAAUUUGCAAUGAUUGUGUGCUUUCCGACACCCAUCAAACCACAUGCAUUCGUACACCCAAUUCCUACGGUCAACAUGCGCAUUCCGAGGUGCAAAUCCUCACAAAUUAUUGCAAAAAUAAAAAGGUGAGUAGAAGUGUUACACCUCCUCUUAAACUGUUAUUAUUUGUCUCUAUUGACGAUUUAACGAUGCAUAAAGUGAAUGACAGGUGA